CCUACAACCGCCGCUUGAACAGAAUCGGCUGCUUGUGUCUGGAAUGCAACGCAUGCGCCAUCCCGCCCAUCACCGUCCCGACACAAGGGCAGCGCUCGAUUUCUUCUAGAUUCAUUGGGAAAGACUCUGCGGGAUAUAUAAGCGUACCAAGACAGAAAAGAAAGCUUGCGCCGAUAUAUGUAACUCGAUAUCCGUCAUCGCCCGGAUUCCCUCGCCUCUCCCCCCCUCCACGAUAGACAUCAUGUCUGACUGGCGCUCCGAGUAUCUAGCUUCCAUCAGGGAGCAGGAGAAGAACAACCCCGUCAAUCUUGAAAUCGUCCAACUCUGCUCUCAACUCUCCGACCGCGUUGCGGCGCUCGAAGCCGAGAAGGAAGUCCUUAGGUCCAAAAUCACACCCGGCGACAGGAAACCCUCCGAGAAGCCGAACACGACCGCCGCUGCCGUUUCGAUCGAUCCCAGCUCCGACCCCAAUGUCGCGCAGCUCCAACUCCAGCUCGCCGAGGCGCUGCGGUCCAACGGUACCCUCAAGGACCGCGCGAAGGCGGCCGAAGAUGAGCUCCAGGCGCUGCGCAGCAAAACCAAGGAGGACGCAAGGAAGAUAAGGAGCCUGGCCGCCGAGAGCACGGCGCUAACGACGAAGCUGCGGGACCGCGAGCACGAGCUACGCGAGAAGCGCAAGCUGGUGGAGAAUGUCCAGGACGAGAUGAUCACGAUGAACCUCCAGAUGUCCAUGGCCGAGCAGGAGCGGGACAAGGUCAAGAAGGAGAACAAGGAGCUCGUCGACCGCUGGAUGAAGAGGAUGGCACAGGAGGCCGAAGCCAUGAACCUCGCCAACGAACGUUGAUGAU
Messenger RNA from Colletotrichum destructivum, 848 nucleotides. RefSeq lists its product as uncharacterized. The transcript is spliced from 3 exons. The record is from RefSeq and is a predicted model, not a curated record. Bases 242 to 844 code for a protein of 200 amino acids. NCBI's taxonomy places the organism in Eukaryota, Fungi, Ascomycota, Sordariomycetes, Glomerellales, Glomerellaceae.